Messenger RNA from Caenorhabditis briggsae, 357 nucleotides. Bases 1 to 357 code for a protein of 118 amino acids. The transcript has 4 exons. Lineage: Eukaryota; Metazoa; Nematoda; Chromadorea; Rhabditida; Rhabditidae. The record is from RefSeq and is a predicted model, not a curated record.
AUGCUCCGAAUGAUCCCAAUUCUCACACUAAUUCUUCUGGUGCAGGCCGAUGGAAAUCAGAAGCCAGAAGAAGCGAUUUUGGAAGAAGACCUCAACACCACUACGACCACUACCGUCGCCCCAAUUUCCACAAGGAAGCCUUUCAACGUCAUACUACAUCCAUUAUACGAAAAACCAGAAGAAUCAAAAGAGGACGAUUGGGCGAUGUUCAUUUUAUUAAUUGUUGUUUCUGUUCUUUUCACUGCUUGCAUGUGCUCUGUUGGGUUCUAUAUCGCCGGAAAUCGACAAGUGGCACCGAAUGAUAAUCGCCAACCAGUACGUCGACAAGAGAAUAUUCCACUGAAUGAUAUGAAUUGA